Messenger RNA from Morchella importuna, 2706 nucleotides. RefSeq lists its product as uncharacterized. Gene Ontology annotation, biological process: cytoplasmic translational initiation; biosynthetic process. Gene Ontology annotation, molecular function: translation initiation factor activity; guanyl-nucleotide exchange factor activity. Lineage: Eukaryota; Fungi; Ascomycota; Pezizomycetes; Pezizales; Morchellaceae. Bases 1 to 2706 code for a protein of 901 amino acids. Gene Ontology annotation, cellular component: eukaryotic translation initiation factor 2B complex; guanyl-nucleotide exchange factor complex. The record is from RefSeq and is a predicted model, not a curated record. The transcript is spliced from 4 exons.
AUGGACGACACGCAAAUUACAAAGCUCACGAAACUCACAAAGCUUCCUGGAGCUGCUAGGGCCACCGAAAUUAUUGGAGAUGUAGGAGUUACUGGGGCCAUCGGAGCUACUAGGGCUAUUGGAUAUGUAGAAGCUUCAGGACUUAUGCAGGCCAAAAAGGCUACAGAAGGAAGAGGGAAAGAAGCGAAAGAGAAGGAUCCUUGUCCUCCCGGACCUGGGUUUCAAGCCAUCAUUCUCUGUGGGCCGGGGACCUCCCUCUAUCCAUUUACUGGCGUUGAGGAGUUGCUACCCAAAGCACUUAUUCCUAUUGCGAAUAAGCCGAUGAUUCAGUACCCUCUCGAAUGGUGUCAAAAAGCCAGAUUUGAAUCAAUCUUAGUCCUUACCCUUGCUGAGCAUCUUAUCGCGAUCCAAGCAUAUCUUAAGUCCCAAAUUUUCCCCUUCAAUAUUCAAAUUGAGGCCCCAUCGGCUCUGGAUGAAAACUUGGGGACUGCAGAUGUUUUAAGAAGAGCUUACAGGGAAGGAUGGAUAACAGGAGAUAUUGUAGUACUGCCUUGUGACCUUAUAACCGACUUAGACCCCAACGAGCUUGUGAAGAUAUGGAUGGUUGAGAACGCUGGCUUUGAUUGUGAUAUGGGCAAAAGAAACAUAGAUUAUGCCAACUGCCGCGAAGAUGAUGAAAGGAGGGGUGGCUUGGGUAUCUGGUAUGAUGCCAGGGGAGAGGGUCAGAUAAAGGGACAAGCCCUGGCCCCGCAUCGUGAUCCAAGUGUGGGAUCCACUCCCGAAUCUCAAUUCUCUGGUGUUCUCAGAUCACUUUUAUUUAACCUCCCUGGCCAAGAGGUUAUGAACAAGGAGGAACGCCCAUUCCGCAAAUCCCUUCUCAGAAAGUUCCCGAAUAUCCAGAUCAACCAGACUGUCCGUGACAGUGGUAUUUAUUUUCUCCCUUUCUGGGUUCUCAGGUUCAUUGAUAAAAACUCUAAAAUGAACUCAAUCCGCGAGGAUGUUCUUCCAUGGUGGUCUAAAGCUCGCUGGCAGAACAGGCGGCUUGCUGAAAAACUGGGGCUCCUUGAAAUCCUUUCUGAUGGUGGAGAUACUUUUGAGCAGAGACUCAACCUCGCGGAGAUGAGUUCUUCCAGGAAACGAGAUAUUGCACAAUGGACUCAGCAAGACGUAACUGUGCAACGGGUAUACUCGUCAUUAGAUUUGGAGGUGUUGGAGAAACUAAAGAGAGGAAUUGCGGUGUCUAAAAAAUCGGCGGUCUCAGAAUCAUCCACAAAUAUUCCACCACGUCCACCUCCGCCUCCUCCUCCACCUCCACCUCCUCCACCUCCCCCAGGCGGUAUCAAGAUCCCACCGGUAGUUGUAUAUCUUCCGGGGAGCUCCGGGCACUUCACACGCCGCGUCGAUACGGUUCAUUUAUAUCACUCCAUGUGUCUCUACAUAGCAAGUCCUGCUUUCAAAUCUGACCAAAUCAAGAUUAAUCCGUCUGCCUCAAUCGAUCGAACGGCUACGAUUAGCGGAUCAGACUGCUUAAUAGCAGCCAAGGUUUCUAUCGCUGGGGAGGCGUUUAUCCAAUGUUCUGUCUUGGGGUUCGGUGUUUCUAUCGGUAGGGGUGCAAUGGUUAUAGGGUCUGUACUCAUGGAUGGGGCGUCAGUAGCUGAGGGUGCUAGUGUUGAGGGAUGCAUUUUGGGGAAGAAUGUCAUCAUUGGAGCUGAUGCUAAACUAAAAAAUUGCAAGGUUGCUCCGGGUUUGUUUGUUGAGCCUGGAAAUAAGGCUGUUGGCGAAAUUAUGACGGCCUUUGACGGGAUGAACUAUGACAACAUCCCCACCCAAUAUGGAUCGAACCCCGAUAAUAACUUUCAGUUCGGUAGUGAAGACCAAGUUGGUCAAGAAGAGUCCAAAUGUGAUGGAUUCUUCAGCUGUAAUGAACCAGCACAGAAGGUGGUUCAAGGAGAAUCCAAGACACACAAUUCUGCCAAAGACCGUGAGAACAGCGAGGAUACCGGGAGUCAUGAGGAUAUCAAAGAUAGUGGUGAUAUCGAGGUUUCCGAGGAUGUUGAGGAUUUUGAGGAUCUUGAGGAUCUUGUGGAUCUUAUUAAUCUUGAGGAUCUCGAGGAUACCGAGGAUGCCGAAGCUUACCAGAACAUCAAAGCUCAUAAGAAAAAUGUAGAUCAAAAGGUCGACAAGAAUCUAGAAAAAAAUGGAAACCAAAGUGACAAAGCUGAAGUCAUUAACAUCAACAUGCUGGGGGAAGUUAACUCUGUGGAAAAUAAUGAUAGGGCUCAAGGGUAUCUUGGCGAUCUAAAGACACUAGAGAUUCAAAUCGAGCAGCAAAUUGACGGAAAAAACACAAUGCCUGAAUCCGGUCACAAAAUCGAUAAGGAAAACCAUGUAAAGAAUAAUCAGGAACCCUGUCCACUACCUGAGGGUCGCCUUGUGAGGCGCGAUAGCAGUGAAACGGAGGCAUUAUACAAAGAGGCAGCCACCAAGAAGGAUAUCGCAAACGCUUUUUCUUCCUCUCCUAAAGUUGAUCAUAGCAACCUUACUUCGAUACAGGCCGCAUCCAAGGUGGGUUCUCCUACUCCGACACCGAAAAGGACUUCGGGAUUGGGGUGGAGUACCUGGGGGCUUAGUACUAUCACUCUUGGGAUUUUUUUUGCCUUUUUCGCAGCCAUUUGUACUGUUGUCGAGAGAAAAGGUUAUUUCUAG